Vigna umbellata (rice bean) is the source of this 3349-nucleotide messenger RNA. RefSeq lists its product as uncharacterized. The record is from RefSeq and is a predicted model, not a curated record. Gene Ontology annotation, biological process: protein phosphorylation. Gene Ontology annotation, molecular function: ATP binding; protein kinase activity. Gene Ontology annotation, cellular component: plasma membrane. NCBI's taxonomy places the organism in Eukaryota, Viridiplantae, Streptophyta, Magnoliopsida, Fabales, Fabaceae.
UUCUUUAUUUCAUUUUCUGGUGGUGACAGUUGUGUUUAAACUAAACAGAUGUGGGUUCAACAAAAACUAAAGCUGAUCAGAAAAUUCAGAAAGUCGAGCAAAUUGAGAGCAUACGCGGUGGGGAAAAAAAUAAGUUAAGACUAACAGUUGAGAAUAAUCUCUUUUACAAAGCAAACCAGGGAAACUCUGAUAAACUCAGACAUAAUGAAGAACAGAAGCAAAGCAGGUCUCGAGGGGAGGAUAGGAGCUCAGGAAAGUUGAUAACGAAUGACCACAGAAUAGACGAGACAGAAGUUGGACUGCUGAAUGAGUUUGAAAACCAGAUUCCAAGGACACUCCAUAUGGAGAGCAUCACAACACAAAAAAUUAGUGUUGAUGGCAUAAUGGGUAACACAAAAGUUGACCAACUGAGCCAAGAUCAAGAAGGAAAUAACUUUGCUAAAAUGAUGGAGGUAGGCUUAAUUCCAGCAACUAUCAGUGCAAUGAUAGAUCAAACAGAAGUUGAUCAGCCGGUCCAUGAUAAAACUCAAACACAGAGAAGCUUUCAUGAGAACUUACAGGAUGGAUGUCAAGGUGAAAUAGUUUUGGUGAAUUCGAAGUCCUCUGCAUGCUCUAUUUGUAGAAGUAGACGACCAAACAAUGCAUGCUCAAAAGACUUUACUUAUGAUGAACUUCUAGAAGCUACAGAAGGAUUUUCCACUGAGAACUCUCUAUCUGUAAAUGAAGAUGGACCUACUUUCCAAGGCCUUCUAGAGGGACGGGUAAAAAUUGUUGUUAAGAAAUAUCAAGUCAACACCUCCCAAGAACAGAAGAUAAUAAACUCAGAAGCAAAGCUGCUCAUCAGUGCUAGACAUAAAAAUGUGGUCAUGCUGUUGGGUUUAUGUACAAAUGAAAGCCAACUGAUGGUUGUAUUUGAGAAAGUAUGCAACGGUUCACUUGACCAGUACCUAACAAGGGGAAGUUUCGAGUCAUUGACUUGGAAGCAAAGGCUGAAAGUAAUAAUGGGUACUGCCAGAGGUUUAAAGUACCUACAUGGGAAAGACAUAAUCCAUGGAAAUAUAAAACCAAGUAAUAUUCUUCUAACACACGAGUUUGACCCAAUGAUUGGAGAUUUCCACUUCGGACAACAGAAAGUUGGACCAAAGAAAUCCAGAAAAGAUAAAAGUGUAAGAAAUUCUGGAUAUGCAGCACCUGAGUAUCUGGAAAAUGGAAAACUAUCUUACAAGACAGAUGUAUAUUCCUUUGGAGUGGUUCUUUUGGAGCUGAUCAGUGGCCGGAGGGCUGCGGACAAAUUACCAGAUGGAAAAAGCCUAGUUAACUGGGCCAGGCCCCUACUGACAGGAAAGAAGUACCACAUUUUGUUGGAUGGGAAAAUCAGUAACUCUUGUGAAGAAGAAAAGCUAGUAUGGUUGGUCCAAGUAACAGAACAAUGUCUCAAAAAGAAUCCUAAUGAUAGAUAUUCGAUGAAUGUGGUCCUAUCUUCCUUACAAGACAUAGAAGAAUCAACUGAGUGUUGUGUAAUUCAAGAUUCUUCUCCAGAAAAGUCAUAUUCAAAUGGUCUCCCCACGAGUAGUACACAAGGUCAAAUGAAGGCCGAUCUAGGGAAGAAACAGGAACAAGAAUUGAUCCACAGAAACCAAUACAAGGAAGAAAGCAGUCCAAGAUUGACAGUCAAAACCAAUCACAUGAAAGGUCAUAGAAAUGAAGAUCAAAUGAUACAGGGGGAAGAAGAUGUGCAGAGGAGUCCUUAUGAGGAGAUGUUCGGGGUAAGACCUAUCAGCAAUGGCAUGAUUGAUCAGAUAAACCCUGUACAACAAUUCCAGGAAAAACUGCACAUUAAGGGAAGCUUUGAGAUAGAAGAAAUGAGUAAAAAUGUAGAUAAACAACAAAAGGUGAGCAAGGAUAAAAAACAAAUACAGGGAAGCUGUGAUGAUAGUUUAUUGAAUGGGAUUGAAGGCAAAAUCAUUUUGGGAAAUUCAAAGUCUUAUGCUUGCUCUAUCUGCAAAAGUAGGCGACCAAACAGUAGAUUGCAAAGGAAAUAUACUUAUGAAGAGCUUCAAGCUUGUACAGAAGGAUUUUCAGUUAAGUACUCUCUAUGUGAAGGUGAAUAUGGACCUGCUUUCAGAGGCCAGCUAGAGAAUAACCAGGAAAUAGUGAUUAAGCAACAUGCGUUCACAAACUUACAGGAGCAGAAGGUGUUCAUGUCAGAAUUCCAAUUGCUUAUAAAUGCCAGACAUGAAAACGUGAUAAUGCUGUUGGGUUCAUGCAUACGAUUAAGUCAAUUGCUGAUUGUAUAUGAGAAGGCAUGCAACGGUUCUCUUGACCUGUACUUAUCAAGAGAAAGUGGUAGAACACUGACUUGGGGAGAAAGGGUGAAAGUUGCAAUAGGUGUCGCCAGAGGUCUAAACUAUCUACAUGAGAAUAAUAUAGCACAUGGAGGAAUAAAACCAAGUAACAUUCUUCUAAAUCAUGAGUUGAAACCACUGGUAGGAGACUUUGCGUUUGGAAAAGAAAGAUGUGAACUGAAAAAUCUCAAAAGACUUAAAAGAAUGAGGAAUUGUGGACGAACUGCACCAGAGUGUUGUGAGAGUGGAAUACUAUCGACUAAGGCAGAUGUAUACUCUUUUGGUAUAGUUCUUGUGGAGUUGAUCACUGGCCGUAUGAUUUCAGAAAAAGUAUCAGGAGAGAGAUGUCCCACUGAAUGUAUAAGGUCACUUCUUGAAGAACAAAAGUUUCUACAGUUGGUAGAUCCCAAAGUCAGCAGCUCCUAUGAUGAGCAAGAACUAGUUUCAUUGGUCCACGUGAUAGAAAAUUGUCUGAAAAAGAAUCCAGAAGAAAGGUUUACAAUGGAUAUGGUUGUCUCUGCACUGCCAUCUAUAGUAGAUUGCAGUGACAUAUAUGCAAAGGAAGACUUUUCACCAGAAAACUCGCAUGUUUCAGAAGUAACAAACUCAAAAGUGAAGGAGGAACCACCAAAUGAAGAAGAUUUAAGCAUAGAGAAUAGUGAAGAAAAAGGGGACAACAUAACGUACAUUGGAGGCAAUGAAACAGAAAUACGUCAAGAGUGUGACAUCAACCCAACUGGUUGUGAAAAUAGUAAGGAAACAGAAGAAAAAGAAAGCUUAAGCACCAAGAUAUGUUGGGAAGGUUGUUCAUCCUAUGGUGGAGCUAGAGAAUUUUAUCUCGAAGGGAUCAAAGAGUACACAGCAUGUGAAGAACUUUUCGGCUUUUGUGAUUUAAUUUGAGUAUUUCUUUCAACAUUAUAUGCAUCAUUUGCACAUUUCUUUUGUAACAAUAUAUGGAAUAACAAACAAAAGCAUUGAGAUUUAUACACCAACGUUUGUCUAAG